GACGAUCAACGCCAUGGCGCCUCAAACCGUGACCUGCCGCACCCUGACGUGACCUGCCGCACCCUGACGUGACCUGCCGCACCCUGACGUGACCUGCCGCACCCUGACGUGACCUGCCGCACCCUGACGUGACCUGCCGCACCCUGACGUGACAUACCUGACGAGGAAAGCCCCUCGCUUGUGUCAUUCAGCAAUCUGUCGUUUGAGUUUGAGGGUGAUAAGAGGAGAGAUGAUUGUAUCUGCAAUGAGAUCCAAUGAACCAUGCAUGCCCCUGCCAGCAAGCUGCAAGCAAGAGCCUCUCUUGUCUUCGCGUACUCAUUCCUGUUCCCGAUUCAUUCGCUCACCCUCGCCUGUCCUCGGGGAGUAGGAAAGCAACAGAGGUGUCCUCAACUUCAUUUCCGCCUCAUUCCGCAUCCCUGCCUUUACCUCGUUUCUCAUCCCAUCCUCCUCUUCUCUUCCCUUCCACCUCUUGUCAGUCUCUCUGCCUUUCUUGAUCCUGAUCUCGCUCUAUCUAAUCUCCUAGAGGUUCGCGGGGUCUGCUGGACUCGAUAAAGAGGGCUCCCGUCUUCUUGUCAGGCCUUGUUUCUGCUCAGCGUCUGCUCGCCACCAUCAGUCAGUAGCCUCUGCCUGUCUCUGCUGCGGCCGAAGGUUGACGAGAGCGAGUCCAUCCGAUCAGGCCUCUCGCAGCCCUUGUCAGGUUAUUACCCUCCGUCCCUUCAAUACAUCCGUGAAAGCUCUCAGG
This is a messenger RNA of Guillardia theta CCMP2712, 742 nucleotides long. RefSeq lists its product as hypothetical. Bases 262 to 552 code for a protein of 96 amino acids. The record is from RefSeq and is a predicted model, not a curated record. Lineage: Eukaryota; Cryptophyceae; Pyrenomonadales; Geminigeraceae. The transcript has a single exon.